CUCUCGCUCUCUCUGUCUUUCCCUGCCGGCUGGGUGCUGAAGUUGGGCGGAUGGCAGCAAACCAGCUCCGCUAGGGACCAGCUGCACCAGCCUUUUUCCCCGGGAUCGUUCAGUGCCAAGCACACACCACCAGGCGGGGCCACAGGGGUGCUGAAGUAGCUGAGAUGAGAAAAAGGCAACAGUCCCAAAAUGAAGGAACAUCGGCUGUGUCUCAAGCUCCUGGAAACCAAAGGGCCAACAACACGUGUUGCUUCUGCUGGUGCUGUUGUUGCAGCUGUUCAUGCCUCACUGUUAGGAAUGAAGAUAGAGGGGACAGCACAGGAAGACCGACACACAUUAGCAAACUGGAGAGCAUCCAAGUCAUUGAAGAGUGCCAAAAUCCCACCGCUGAUGAAAUUCUAUCUUGGGCUCAGAAUUUUGACAAGAUGAUGAAAACACCAGCCGGUAGGAAUAUUUUCAGAGAAUUUCUUCGAACAGAGUAUAGCGAAGAGAACCUCCUAUUCUGGUUAGCGUGUGAAGACCUGAAAAAGGAACAGAACAAGGAUGUUAUUGAAGAAAAAGCCAGACUUAUAUAUGAAGAUUACAUCUCUAUACUAUCGCCAAAAGAGGUUAGCUUAGAUUCACGGGUGCGAGAAGUGAUCAACAGAAACUUGUUGGACCCCAACUCUCAUAUGUAUGAAGAUGCUCAACUUCAAAUCUACACAUUAAUGCACAGAGACUCUUUCCCUAGGUUUUUGAAUUCUCAGAUCUAUAAAUCUCUUCUCGAAAGUACAAGGAGCUCUACUUCUGAGACUUAAAAAUAAUUUGUGGGUUUGAAAUCUUGAUUUAGCUUUUGGGGAAAUGGGUGGGGUAAGGACUAUUAGGAUGAAGACAGACGUAAAAUUUUUAAAGCAACAGGGCUGCUCUGGAAGCACCUUCACUGCAUUUAGUCCAAAAUGUACCCUUCCCCUCCAGAGUCAAUCUCUGGGGGAAAAAAACCGGUCCUGCCCCUUGAAGCAGAAGCCGGCUGUGCAUGGUGCUGAUUUGUGAAGUCCCACCCCCCCAUGAUGUCACCAAGAAACCUCCCCUGCAAUAGCUGGAACCAUUUUGCACUUUAAGAGGAGUUUCCUUUUUAAAUGAAGAAGGCAGGAAAUGAACAGAUAAAUAGUCUAAUGUUCAUCCGUCUUUUUGUUUUGGGUGGACAGGGAGGGGUAGGGAAAGAGACAAGACUGGAAAGCGUGCCAGUUUUUUCAAUUCAUUGUUCUUCAUGGCUGCCAUUUUAACUGCCGAUUCUGAUGGGAAGAUGGGCUCAACCAGAGCUGAGGGAUGAACUGAAAGCUCUCUUUUUCUAUUACAUCUGUCUUCACCUUAGUAGUUCAAUAACACCCGGAACUGAGUUCCUGGAGAACUACAGUUUGGCAUGACUCUGGCUACCUGUGAAGCAAACAAAUACACACAAAGGUCUUUGUCUACAUUUAUCAAGGUCUAUCAUUCUUGAUUUUGGAAGGGAGGGAAAGUAGAUUUGCCAAAUCACACUUAUUCAAAUACUUUUACACCUGCAGUUAAGAUUACAAUGAUGUUCUUGUCGUUUUAAUGAAGAGUUUCCUUGUGUAUCCUCACACUGCAUGUGCAAAGCAAAACUGCUUCACUUUAUCACUUAGUUGUUGCAAUAUUUAAUCCAACAACAUAAAUUAUAUCUAUAUUUAAGAACAUUGUGUGCAAUAUGGUCUUAUGGUACACAUAUAGGGAUUAUUGGAGUGCACCAGAAAACAAUCUGACUUGGGUUUAGCAAUGUUAUUCCCCAUGUUCUGGGAAGAAAUAUCCAUUGCUAUAUAAGACAGACAACAUUUCUAUGUAAGAAAAAGAACAAGAAGUGAAUGUUAUUUAUCAUCAUUUAUUUAAAAUUCAAAACGGAGGAUUCCUCUGGUUAUUGACUGCCAGAAUUGUGGUACUUUCAUUACAGAAAUGUCAAAACUAACAGCAAACAUCAAAGCACAAGCUACAUGAAAUAAAUCAAAUGGAGAGACACAGUCUAUAAGCUGACAUUGUUUAUAAUUGUUAUAAAAACAGAUAAUCAAUGUACAUUUCAGAUGUCCGAUACUGUAAUGGAUUUAUUAAAGACUGGCUAUCCAGUUAUCUAAAAUUGUUGUGUAAUGUUAUGUAAUUCACAAAAGGAAAGAAACAAGCAAACAAACAAAAUCUUCCAUUCAUAGAAUCAAGUCUAGAAAAAUUUAUGGUUUUAAUUUAAAAGAUAAUUUUUGAAAAAUGCAUAAAUGUAGCAUUUUGGUCAGCAUUGGAGACUAGCAUUUGUCUAUACAUUUGCUUUUCUUAGAAGUUCUGUCCUGGGAAAAAGAAAAUUUACAUUUUUAAAGGAAAAGCUAAGAAAGAAUAUCUUCUGGCGUUCCUAAUUUGAAAGGGUUCAUUUAUGGGCCAGUAUUGUGGAGAUUUAAUAAAUAUUAAAUUCAAACCUUCUGGCCCAAAAAUAGUGGCAACAGUUGUUCUUUUUUUCUUUUUAAAAUAAACAUCUUUCUAAGCACUAGUAAAAAUGAAGACAGUAUGGGGUCCUCUGUUUACCUUGAGUUGAAUUUGCCAGGGUCAAUCUUUUGCACAAGCCAUUCUAUAAUGAAUGUGGAUUUAGCCAAGAGCUAUUUUUCUCUUGUGAAAUUCCCAUUUAUUUCAAAUGUGCAAUUGAAAAAUCCCUUGGAGAUCCUUUCCUUUGCUGCUAGUUCAGUUUUCUAAGUAGUUACCUGAAUAUUUUUUUUAAAAAUAAAAAUUCCUAAUUUCCUUAAGUGCUUGCUUGCAUCUUUAAAAAGACAUAGCAAAUUUCUAAACAAAACAACCAAAAAAAAAAAAAGAAACACCCUUGUCUUAGAACCUGUUCAUUUUAAUAUUCAGUCUUGAGAUUUUGUUUGGAGAAUUGUUAAGGUGCCACAAAACUGAUACAUAUUGAAGGUAUUAUUACGAAAUCUGGAUUUGAUGAUUGGGGACAUUCUAUAAACUGAUUCUUCUCCCUGAAGUUACGGUAACUUCUUGUUGCUCUCCAUGAUGAAGAUAUGGUGUUAUACAAAUAGAAUCAAGCUAUUUAAUGUUAGCUGUUUGUCUCAAGUUAUUCCCGAGUUCAUCUGCAUCUUAAUGUGGAUGCAUUCGCUAAGCAUGCCGAGUCUCAUUCAUUAAAGGGGAAAUUUUGCUGGAGGAAAGUUGUUAAUUCUGCCCUCUGAGGUUGCAGUGGCCAAAAGAACAUAAUGUAUAACUGACAUUAAGCACUGGAUUGUUCAUGCUAUUCCUAAACAUCUGUGCCCUCCCCUCCCACAUGCUUCCAUAAUACUGGAAUCUCUUGGUCAUCUAGUGUCUUUGAAAGCUAAAUUUUCCCAGCGUAAGUCCUUCAUUGCCAGUAAUUAUGCCAUUCAUUUAUUUUGGAAGGGACUCGA
Messenger RNA from Ahaetulla prasina, 3407 nucleotides. RefSeq names its product regulator of G protein signaling 17 (gene RGS17). NCBI's taxonomy places the organism in Eukaryota, Metazoa, Chordata, Lepidosauria, Squamata, Colubridae. The record is from RefSeq and is a predicted model, not a curated record. The transcript is spliced from 5 exons. Bases 165 to 797 code for a protein of 210 amino acids.